Messenger RNA from Symbiodinium necroappetens, 4812 nucleotides. Lineage: Eukaryota; Dinophyceae; Suessiales; Symbiodiniaceae. The record is from the annotation of a GenBank genome assembly.
AUGCCCGAGGUUGGUAGCCAGCUGCAUGGGCACGUCUUCCGGGUCCUCUCCAGAAAGAGCCCUUUUGCGGACCCGGACGCUUUCGAGCCCGGGGCAGAGACCAUCAGCUACCUCAGAGAGAGCUGCAAAGUCCUAGUUAUUGGAGCCGGCGGGCUUGGGUGCGAAAUCCUCAAGGACCUGGCCCUGUCAGGUUUCCCAGACAUCCACGUCAUAGAUAUGGACACGAUUGAUGUGACCAAUCUGAACAGACAAUUUCUUUUUCGUCAGGCGGAUGUUGGCAAGCCGAAAGCUGAAGUCGCAGCGGCCUUCAUCAACCGACGACUAGGGCACAUCGGGACGAAGGUCACACCGCACGUCGGGAAAAUCCAGGAUUUUGACGAGACCUUCUACAGGAAGUUUAACCUGCUCAUUGCCGGGCUGGAUAACAUCGCGGCUAGAAGGUGGAUGAAUGCGACUCUGCAUGACAUGAUCGACCGCACCUCUGGCGAGCCAGACCCAAGCACGAUCAUUCCUCUUAUUGAUGGUGGCACAGAGGGCUUCAAGGGUCAGGCUCGAGUCAUCAUUCCCUCGAUGACGUCCUGCUUCGACUGCUCUCUGGAUGCGUUUCCUCCGCAGGUGAACUAUCCGCUCUGCACCAUCGCUGAGACGCCUCGACUGCCGGAACAUUGCAUCGAAUAUGCGCUGGUGGUCAUGUGGGAGCAGCGCUUCCCGGGGCAGAAGAUGAACGCGGACUCCGUAGCUGACAUGCAAUGGAUCUACGAGACAGCCAAGGAUCGAGCUGAAACGUUUGGUAUUCAGGGAGUCACCUACCAACUGACGAUGGGUGUGGUGAAGCGAAUCAUUCCGGCAAUUGCGUCAACCAACGCGCUAAUCUCUGCGGCGCUUGUCGCGGAGGCAUUGAAGGUGUCAACCUACUGCGGCCCUGUCCUGAACAACUACAUGAUGUAUAUGGGGCAGACGGGCGUUUACACUCAUACCUUUCCUUACGAGAAGAAGGACGAUUGCAUGGUUUGCGGAGGUGCGACACUCACCUUGACAAGGCCUCGAACCUCGACGCUGCAGGAGUUGCUCGACCACCUCGGGGCGAGUCCAAGCUACCAGCUGUCGAGGCCGUCGGUGUCGAGUACCAGUGGCAUCGUCUUCAUGCAGAACCCGAAGCCCAUCCGCCAGCAGCAUGAGUACAAGCUGAAGAUGACGCUGGAAGAGCUGACAAAGGCAGAUCCGCCGACUCCCCGGUUCUCCACUGUAUUCAUUGCAUGCACAUGCCAAGGUGUUCCUUUCUGGCGACUGAUGUGGCAGAAGAGCCUCGCGGACAGAAAUGAAUGUCCCAACGACGCCCAGCUUGAGAAGAGCUCUUGCUAUCGUAUCAAGCUUGUGGUAUCUGGUGGCCACUUCCUGCUUCAGCCUUCCACGCUCAUGCCCUGGAGUGCUUUUCUUUUCAAGCAAAGAGGGGAGCUGCCGGCAGUUGGGCGGCGGAAGUCGCACAAAGAGGAGCGGCUCGAACGACUGUCGAGCCCAAGCGAAGAAGCCGAGGAGCAUGAGGACUUCAAGGUCUACAGCUCCUACUUUGCAGACCGAACGCAUCCUCCGACUGCUUCUGGCGAGGAAAUCAAGCUCCAGACCCUCGCUGGCGAGCAGGAGGGUGGCUCGAAGCCACGUCUUGCGGGUCGCCAGGUCGUGGGUGAGGGACAGACCACUGUGGAGAAAUGCGACCCUCUGACCGACCCUGGCACGUCGCAGCAGUCAGUGCACCCAGUUGUGCUCGAGAGCGUCAGCGAUCAUUGCCGCAUAGCCACAGUCACAGCAUUGUCUCAGAAGGAGGGCCCGCAAGACCGCAAGAAGCAGAAGAAGAAGGAAAAGAAGAACGCAGACUUCUCGUCCGGCUUGUUCGGAGCUGAUGAGAAAGACCUGAGCCUUUUCGGAGAAGCCAAAGCCUUUGAAGAGGAGCACAGCCCACUUCUGGAGGAGCAGAUUCCGGCUGCGUCGUCCGAAGCUCCUCUCCCACCUGGCUCGACCGAAAAGGAGAGCUCCGAGGGCUUCUCCAAGAACGAAGCCGAUGCAUCGCCAAUCGAAGUCAGCUUCUAUGCCGGCAGAGCCAAGUCUGCUUUGCAGGCCGCAGAUGCCAACCUACCCUGGCGGCGGGGACGGCUAGUUCUACUGGGUCAGGGCCGUGCCGGAAAGUCCUCCACCGUUCGGUCCUUGGUGGGCAAACCCUUCGAUGACGCCCAGGUGUCAACAAUCGGAGUGGAGACCGCGAGCUGCGAGAUCCAGCGCGGCGACGCAGUGGGCUGGCACAUGAAGGGCACAACCUCAGAAACGGAGAGCCUGGUGAAGCAGCUGCUGGCCGAUGGAAAGGACGCAGCCAGAAAACAUGGCCCUGAAGUCCCUGAAGCAGCUGGUCCGGCUGGCCACAGCCCGAGCAGCUCGCCCGUGGCAGAAGUCGGAGCGGCUGAUGAUCAGGGCUCUGGUGCUGCAGAGACGCCCGCUCCACAAGACAAUCUGCUCAACAAGUUGCCGGUGGAGGAGGUUGCGCAGAAGCUAGAUCAGGAGAUGAUAAUGCUCCGGAAGUCCGUGGGUCAGCCUGUGACGUUCUCGACCUGGGAUUUUGGUGGCCAGUCGGUUUUUCACAACUUGCAUCACUUGUUCCUCUCACGCUGCAGCGUCUACCUCGUGGUGUUCAAGAUGCCACACAUGUUGCGUUCCGACGAGUCCUGUGAGCGUGCGAUCGCGAUGUUGCGGUACUGGCUCAACUCCUUGGCGAUGCAUGCGCGUGGGGCACCGGUGUUGCUUGUCGGCACCCACAAGGAUGAUGUGCCACAGAGCAGCGACCAUAGGAAGAUCAGCAAGAUACUCUGGGAGAAGCUCGAGAACCGCUUGGUGGAGCAGGUGCACCCGUUCACACGAGAGGAGGACGAGGGUCUCUGGUACUUCCCGAUUGACAACACACGAAGUGGCCACGGGGCAGAUCCGGUGGUGCAAGAGCUUCAGCAUGCCAUUGAGAGCGCUGCCCACGAAGAUACGGCGAACUAUCUGGAGAAGCCCAUCCCCAUCCGGUGGCGGGGCGUUCUGGACGUUCUCGUAGCCAAGAAUGAGUCGAUCAUCACCAUGGAGGAGCUGGGAGUCCUCUUUCAUUUCCAAUCUCCCAUGGAACUCCGGGAGAUUGUCAUUCUGCAGCCGCAGUGGCUUGUGAGCGGCAUCUGCCAGGUCAUUUUCGACUGGACCCUGCAUGAGCAAGAGCACCAUAAGCAGAUCAAGCUCGAAAUGAAAUCUGCAUAUGACGCAUGGCGGUACAAGGGUGUCGUCUCAAAGCGGCUGCUGGAUCGGCUUUGGGAGCAUGGUUACGAGCAACCUGCCCACAAAUCCUUCCUCCUCCGGUUUAUGGAGCAGGUGGCACUAGCGUGUGAGGUUGGGCCAGAUACUUUCUUGGUCCCAAGCCUGCUUCCGCAUGGGGACGCUACUGGAUCUAAGUGCGGCGUGGCACACAGGCAUUUCUGGCUUGACUUUGCUCCCUCCUUCCUCCCAGACAACCUCUUCAAGCGACUGAUCUGCUACGCGGUGCAGAAGUGCAGCCAAAACACCGAGCCUGUACUUCACGAGUCUUUUGCUCACAUGACCUUCGAGGGCCAUGACUUCGGGAUCGAAGCGCACCUGGACCAUGAUCUCAUCAAGGUCGACAUCUUCUCUGCUGCAGAGGCCGGGGCUUGGCUGAUUCUGCACUCCGUCAUCAACCUUGUGGAGCAUCUGCGCUUGGACUUCAUGAAGGACUUGAAAUACGAAGUCUGGCUCUCUGGGAUUGACAAGUCCACGAGGGCAAAGAAGGCGGAGGUAGAGCAGGAGUUCGACCCCUUCUUCUCGGUGGGGAGCCCACGAGAUGUCUCUAGCAGUGGCACUUUGCCCAAGGGAGCGAUCGUCUUGCAGUUAAUUCCCGCUUCGGUAGAGCAGGCCGACAUGACGCAGCCACCCACCGUGCUGGUGGACUCGCAGUGGCGACAGCUGAAGAGUGCCUGGCCCUUCUUGGCGAGGCACGAGCGCAAGUUUGGACCAAGCGAGCGCACGGCACUGUACAAGUAUCUGCGGGAUCCUGCGCAGUGGGGCAUUUCCUGGUCUGCACUUGAAAGCAUCGAGCAGGAUGCCAAAAACCAGUUUGGCAGUGACUACAUCUCAAAGAGCAUGUGGCAUGUGGUUCAGCAGAUCGUGAAGCCAAGCUGCGCAGAGCACGGGGCGCCCAUAGCAUUGGUCCGGAACGGAUCUUGCAGCGUUGGUCUCCCCUCGCCUGUCCCGAAAAUGUCCCCAGACAGGUUGCCUGUGCAAGAUUUUAUCACUCAUUGCUGGAGGGAGCCCUUCCACGAGUUCAUGGACUCCUUGCGGCAUGCCUACGACGUCCGAGUCGUGAAGCCCCACCUCUUCAUUUGCGCAUUCUCGCUCUUCCAAGGAGUCCCGGAAGACAUCCAGGAAGCGCUGGGGCAAUCCAUCUCGCAGGCUCCCUUUGUGAAAGCUCUUGCAGCCUCCGAGCGCUACGUGGUUGUCAGGAAUCGCAUGGAAGAUCUGUACACCCGUGCUUGGUGUCUUGUAGAGUACAUCUACGCCAAAAAAUUCGGCUUCUACAAAGACAAGGUUCUCGUUACAGGUCCGAACGAGUUUUCAGAGUCGAGAACCACUUGCACCCAAAUCAAAGCGAGUGACGAGGAAGACCGGCUCAAGAUCUUCAAGUUCAUUAUGGAUGAAGGGGGACCGGCGGUGAUUGACCCACAGAUCCACGAGUUCCGUGCAUUUGAUGCACGGUUUGGUGGGCUGAGGUCACACCCAGUCUGA